This is a messenger RNA of Soboliphyme baturini, 741 nucleotides long. NCBI's taxonomy places the organism in Eukaryota, Metazoa, Nematoda, Enoplea, Dioctophymatida, Soboliphymatidae. The record is from the annotation of a GenBank genome assembly.
AUGAUGGUUCAAGCGUAUCGUCCGGAAGAGCUUCGUGCUCCGUUGGAUGGAAUCUUCUGCCACCCGUUAUUAAGGACGGUGAUAGUAACUACGGCGGUGGCAGAGACAUCGUCGUCGUGUGCUUUCCGUCCAUUCCCACCCUGCGGUGCUUCGAUAGCCCUGUCCGGUCCGCCUCACAUCACUUCGUUCCACAAAUUCCAUAUUCACCUCAAGCGUCUCCCUCCGUGCCUCAUCUUCUACAUGGCAUAUUCAGGUUUGAUGAAAGCAGAACUGUCGGUCUUGUACGAACGUGACGCCGAGGCUAGCGCUGGCGAGUCGUUCGUCACCAUGACGCCCACCCAAGCGACCGUCUGUUAUGCGAAGGACUGGCUGUCGAUUUUCCGCCAGUAUGACAUCGACAACGACGGUUUCAUUCCAUUCCACGAGAUGUCCAGAUACAUUGACGAAGUUGGCCACCAGUUUGACCUCACACGUGACCAGAAGAUGGAACUUCUGGCUGGUGUCGAUAGAAACGCUGACAAAUACAUCGAUUUCUCGGAAUUCUGCUUCAUGCUGUGCCGAGCCAAAAAGAUGCACCUGAAACGACUGUUAUUUCAUGCCGCUCGAACGGUCAUUCCAAAAUCACAGAGAGAAGAGCAUUUCACCUACUUGUCUCAGUACAGCUGCAUACCGCCGCCUAUCUUCAUAUUACUUAUCACCGCCGUCGAGGUAAGUGUUUCGUCUCGUUUUUCAGAUGGUUAA